Messenger RNA from Penicillium arizonense, 408 nucleotides. RefSeq lists its product as uncharacterized. The transcript has a single exon. Bases 1 to 408 code for a protein of 135 amino acids. The record is from RefSeq and is a predicted model, not a curated record. NCBI's taxonomy places the organism in Eukaryota, Fungi, Ascomycota, Eurotiomycetes, Eurotiales, Aspergillaceae.
AUGCCCAAACACUUCGUUUUCAUUGCGACAAACACGACAAUCCCUGUGCCCAAAGUCUAUGAUAUCCAUUGGGAAGAUGGAAAAGUCGUGACUAUCGUGAUAGACUAUAUGCGUGGCAAGCGACUUGAUGAAGCAUGGGACACUUUAGACUCCGAUCAGAAGCUCUCUAUCGCCUCCGAGCUUCACGCCUACAUAAAUCAACUUCGCGACUUAAAGGGUGGCCAUAUCGGAGCUAUUGAUCGUGGCAAAGCUGUAAUUAGACAGAUUGCGUCAAUUAAAGGUGGUCCGUUUGAUUCCGAGCAGCAGUUCAACGAGUUUAUUCUAGGAGAUAUUGGCAAGUCAGCACUGGAUAUACUGCGGCAUUAUACCAAAUUUGCGCUUAUGGAUGACCAUGAAAUUUGUCUUUAA